Molecule: messenger RNA, 2432 nt
Organism: Drosophila subobscura
Lineage: Eukaryota; Metazoa; Arthropoda; Insecta; Diptera; Drosophilidae
Gene: dpr13
Exons: 7
Coding region: 505-1887 (460 amino acids)
Biological process (GO): synapse organization
Cellular component (GO): neuron projection membrane
Source: RefSeq, a predicted model, not a curated record
GAAAAUAAACAACAGAAAAUCGAGAAAACAAAAACCACAAGGAUUAUAUUAAAUGUUUAAAGUGAAAAGUUGUUUCCGAAUGAGCUAUGAAGUUAAUUGCAUUCGAGAUUCAUUGAAAAUGUGCAUAAAUCAAUUCAGAAACUGCAUUUAAUUAAGCUGAAAACAAAACACAAACGGAAAACGCAUGGCAAAAUCCAUUCGGUAAAUAGUAAGAGAGAAAAAAAGCAAACCAACAUCAAAUCGUUUUAAUUAAGACCAAAGGAUGCAACAUGGAAAUUCAAAUGAAAAGUGUAGUGGACAAAAGAGAUCAUAUUAAGGCUUUGAUAAAUUGAUUUACAAAUGCAAAACAAUUGACAGCAGCAGCAGCAGCGGCGGCAGCAGAAAUAAAAGCAACAAAAUCGAAAAAAAAAAUUCAUAGUGCACCAAACCGAUUUCCCAUCAACAGUUGCUGCCACACAAGCAGCAACAGUAACAGCAACAACAACAGUAACAAGGGUGGCGAAAAUGCGAGCAUCAAGUGGAUUAUAUCGCAUCAAGAGCGGAUGUGUCCUUGACAGGAUGCAAAAACCUGCGGCACUUAUUUUUAUUGCAUGCAUUGCGGCAUUUGGCAUUUGCGACCGCACAGCAGCAGCAGCAGCAGCAGCUACCACAAUGGAUGGGACAGGAGCCGCUUCCACAAUGGCGCCGCAGAGCACAGCGUCGGCAGCCAGAAGUGGACAUAGCACACAGCCAUCACAGAGGCAUAUAAAUCAAAAUUUAAUUAUGUCACCGGCCUCGGCCGCAGCAGCGGCCCUCGCGGCCCCCCUGCCCUCCUCGUACGCUGGGCCGGACUAUGGGGGGGAAGCGGAUCCGCAGCCUGUGCCCGUGCCGCAGCCCUAUGCCCAGGGACCCGCAGCCAGUGGGAGCAGCAUAACCAGCUUCGAUUCGACCAACUUGAUCGAUGACAAGCGGCAGAGUCAGAGCCCACACGCGAAUACCGAGCAGCAGCAGCAGCACCUACAGCCGCACCCACAGCAGCACUCACGGAUACAGGCCAAAGAUACGGCCGGGCCAUUUCCAAUACCCAUGGCCGGGCACAGAUCGGAGCCGGUGGAGAACCAUCUGGAGGCAACGCACGGCAUCGAUGGUGUGGAAAGUGUGUUCGGUUCGCCCAUGUAUUUCGGCACCGAGAACUCAACGGUGGUGACGACGCAGAUUGGCGCCACCGCCCAUGUGCCCUGCACAGUGCACCAUAUUGGAGAGGGCGUGGUAUCGUGGAUACGCAAAAAGGAUUAUCAUCUACUUACGGUCGGCUUAACAACGUACAGCAGCGAUGAGCGCUUCAGUGCCACGCACUUGAAGCAUUCCGAGGAUUGGACAUUGCAAAUCAAAUUCGUGCAGCUACGUGAUGCUGGCGUCUACGAGUGCCAGGUGUCCACACAUCCGCCCACAUCGAUAUUCCUGCACCUCAGUGUCGUCGCACGCGCCGAAAUCUCUGGGCCCCCGAUACGAUAUUUAACGCCGGGCUCCACGCUGCGGCUGCAGUGCCGCGUGGUGCAGAACACGGAGGCAUCCGAGUAUAUAUUCUGGUAUCACGACAACCGCAUGAUUAACUACGACAUUGAUCGGGGCAUUAACGUGUCCACGGAGCCAGACUUUCAAUCAUCGGAGCUUACCAUCCAGCGGACACGGCGCGAACAUUCGGGCAAUUUCACCUGCGUGGCCAGCAACACACAGCCGGCCAGUGUCCUGGUGCACAUUUUCAAAGGCGACAAUCCGGCGGCCAUGUAUCACGGACAUGUGGGCGGCUCCACCAAGACAAUGCAAUCUCAGCUGCAUAUGAUUAUGAUAAUCAUUUCCACCGGCUAUCGGAUAUUCCACACGAGUGUAUAUAUGAAGAUCUCGUAAGAGGCGCCAGCGGAAGAGCAGAAACACCAACUGGCAAUGGCAACUGCCGAAGGAAUGCAUUUUUGUAGCCAAGUGGAAGAUCUUAGCCCCUAAUCUUAAACUAGUUAAUUCAUUCUCUCUCUCUCUCUCUCUCUAUCUCGUACGUUAAUCAUAGAAGUGAAGGCCACAUCAGAGCAUACGUACUAAUGUCCCAGAAUCCCAGAACCCUAAGCUCUAAACUAAACAGAAACCGAAACAAGCUUAAGAAAUCUCUCAAAAUCUCUCUACAUACUCGUACAUACACGAUGCCAAGCCAUCAAUCAACCCCUUUCUAUCUUCAUGUGUGUGUGUGUUAAUAUUUUGUGAAUGUGUUAGUGUAAAUGUAAGUGACAGACUUCACACUUAACAACAGACGAGAAGACCCCCAAAGAAGUGCUCCCAAGACGCCGCAACCUAGAGACAGCUAGACAGAGAUAGAGCGCAAAAACUUGCAGCAUGCAGCAGAUACGCACAUGUAAAAAAGGAAGAUGGAAAAACUUUGCAAAACUAUCAACUUCAUGCACAUG